CGGGAGAAUUUAGGGGGUGAAGGUGAAGAAUGGUGGAAAAAAAUUUGUAAACAGCAGACGCAUUUGGCACAUCAACAAUUACACGUACUCAGAAAAAAGGCACUUACACCCUUCGUCACUUCAUGGUUUUCUAGUGUUUUGUGGUUUGCAGACAUUAGUAGGCUACGUUAAUCACGUCCCUUGCACUAAAGGCCAUCUAGCUGCAUAAUGAUCCUAUACACUAUGAUCGUCCGGUCGAAAGAUGGACUGGCUCUGUCAGCAUCUACCGACUUUAACGAUGAAGGUUUACGAGAUGUCAAAGAAAGCAAAAAAUACCUGAAAAUUUUGGCAAAAAAGACAUUUCAAUUUCCUGACAGAUGUAUGCUUAGCACAGGAAAUCAUACUAUAUAUUUGCUGACUGCGCUUGGCGUGUCAUAUUUAGCCCUGAGUGAUUUAUCUUACCCAACUGUACUAGGUUUCAGUUUUUUAAACGAAUUAAUGAAAGAAUUUCUGGGAAAAUAUCUAGCUUUGACUGUUAAUCAAGCAAGAAGACCGUACUCCUUCAUUGAAUUUAAUAACAUUAUACACUCAGCUCGUCAAAGAUAUAACAAACCUCAAAGUUUGUCAACAAGAAUUAAUUUGGCUGAACUGAGUGAAGAAAUACGCCUUCGUCCUCCACACAUAAUUACACUUGCAGAAGUUCAACCUUUAAACGGCUUUCACACAAUCAAUGUUUCAAAGGCUUCAGUUGGACCUCCUUUGAGGCUUGAGCCUGUUUCUUGGUUUGGAUACGGAAUCACUUUAAUAGCUGUAUUACUUUCUCUUAUUGAUAUUUUAAGAGCAGAGGCUGCCAGCAACUAUAGUUUUGAUGAUUUUGAUGGGCCAGGUGUUGCAUUUCAUUCUAUUAUAUUUGCGGUUGAGGCAGUCAUUAGAAUAUUGCAGGUGGCAAUAUUUUGGCAUGGAGGUAAAAGAUAUCUAAAAUACAUGUGGAUAAGUGUUGCAGUUCUCCUGUUGUCUGGUGUGUCUGUUUAUGACUUAAGAGAUAGAUGGCAAAAUGGGUUGCGGUUGUUUGUAACCGGAGCUUUAGUGUAUUUAACAAUCUGUAGAAAACAUGAAUUGCGUCUCCCUGACUAUAAUGUGUAAUUAGAAAUACCGUAAUUCAUGUGUGUCUGCACAACUUCCUACCAUGAGAUUUCAAUUUAUAGCGUACAAGAUAUUAUCUUUUGUAUAAGAUUUGUCACUAUGCAAAAAAAUAUUCUAGAUAACUAUUAAUUACUUCAAUGAACCAAGUCUUAAUCAGCUCAGAUAUGUAAACUAUUUUACCUCACCACAAACAUGUAUUUCUCUAAAUUUUAUGUAUCUCAUGAGAAGUGAGUGCUCCACCUUGGAGUCCUCCUUAUUUAUGUAAGACUGUCUUUGUAGUAAUGGAACCUCAAUCAUCAGAUUAGCUAUGUACUUGCAGGUUGUGGACCUGUGAUUGACACUCCUUUUGUAAUUAACCAAUCAACUCUCUUCAUCUCAUUGAUAUACAUCACGUAUUUUCAUAUCUUUGUAUCAAUAAGUUUUAUUUCCCGAUUCAGACACCAAUCACUGGAAAUAUGCAUUCCUGACCAUGAAUUCAUGCAGUUUCGGUUUAGCGUUACUCGCAUUUUUCUUCAUUCCUGUUUCUAGUCCUGUGAUAAUUUUUCAGUUAUUUUAUUAUCUUUGUUGACAUAUAUUUUCAACCGUCGAGGUAUUUUGCUUGCUGUGGGAUAUGAGAAUGACUUUAAUUUGUGUGGACUGUUUUCUAUUGUUAUGAAUUGGGUGAUUGUUUGUAACUACUGUAGUUUGUGAUUCUGCAGUUGACUGCUUCAUUCAUGGCAGCUCCAUGAACAGUAUGGGAACAAUCUGCAGUAAAAUUGUUUGCUAUCAGUACUUGUAAAAUUACAGUUUUGACCUGUGUGUCAAUGAAAUGUGCCUUUAUUGCACUUGUUGAAUUUUGAAAGUUUUACAUCCGCCAAGGACGUAUUAAAUAAUAAUUGUUAUUUUCAUGA
This is a messenger RNA of Frankliniella occidentalis (western flower thrips), 2012 nucleotides long. RefSeq names its product vesicle-trafficking protein SEC22a. Bases 208 to 1122 code for a protein of 304 amino acids. Gene Ontology annotation, biological process: endoplasmic reticulum to Golgi vesicle-mediated transport. The transcript has 6 exons. Lineage: Eukaryota; Metazoa; Arthropoda; Insecta; Thysanoptera; Thripidae. The record is from RefSeq and is a predicted model, not a curated record.